GAAGGAGCGCGCGGCGGCCUGGCCCCGCCCCCGCCCCGCCCGGCCGUCCGCCCGCCCCGGUGACCUUCAGGGCCCGGGUGGCGGGCGCAGGCCCCUGAGGCGGCGGCCGCGAUGUUCGUGCAGGAGGAGAAGAUCUUCGCGGGCAAGGUGCUGCGGCUGCACAUCUGCGCGGCCGACGGCGCCGAGUGGCUGGAGGAGGUGACCGAGGACACCUCGGUGGAGAAGCUCAAGGAGCGCUGCCUCAAGCACUAUACACAUGGGAACUUAGAAGACCCCAAAAGUGUAACACAUCAUAAAUUAAUACACGCUGCUUCAGAGAGGGUGCUGAGUGAUACCAAAACCAUCCUAGAAGAGAACAUCCAAGAUAGAGAUGUCUUAUUGUUGAUUAAAAAGCGUGCUCCCUCCCCAGUUCCUAAGAUGGCUGAUGUCUCAGCAGAAGAACAGAAGAAACAAGACCAGAAAGCUCCAGAUAGAGAUGCUAUCUUCCAAGCCACGGCCAACUUGCCGCCAUGCAGCAUGGACCGGGAGGUGGCGCAGCCCAGCAUGAGAGACUUCCAGACAGAACUCCGGAAAAUCUUGGUGUCUCUCAUCGAGGUGGCACAAAAAUUGUUGGCACUGAAUCCUGAUGCAGUCGAAUUAUUUAAAAAGGCAAAUGCCAUGCUGAAUGAAGAUGAGGAGGCGCACGUGGAUGAGGCCGCCCUGCGCCAGCUCACGGAGAUGGGCUUCCCGGAGAGCAGAGCUGUGAAGGCCCUGCGGCUGAGCCACAUGUCAGUAACUCAGGCCAUGGAGUGGUUAAUUGAGCAUGCGGAAGAUCCAACCAUAGACACACCUCUUCCAGGCCACGCCACGCCAGACGUGCCGGGGGCCGCCGUGGCCUCCUCUGACGCAGCCUCCUCCGAGGCUGCUGCUGGGGCCGGCACAGGAGACGAGGAGGCCCGAGACGAGCUGACAGAAAUCUUCAAGAAGAUUCGAAGGAAAAGGGAGUUUCGGGCAGAUGCUCGGGCCGUCGUCUCCCUGAUGGAGAUGGGCUUCGACGAGAAGGAGGUGAUGGACGCCCUCAGGGUGAACAACAACCAGCAGAACGCUGCCUGCGAGUGGCUGCUGGGGGACCGGAAGCCUUCUCCUGAGGAGCUGGACAGAGGCAUCGACCCCGACAGCCCCCUCUUCCAAGCCAUCCUGGACAACCCCGUCGUGCAGCUGGGCCUGACCAACCCUAAGACGCUGUUAGCCUUUGAGGACAUGCUGGAGAACCCCCUGAACAGCACACAGUGGAUGAAUGACCCUGAGACCGGGCCCGUCAUGCUGCAGAUCUCCAGGAUUUUCCAGACGCUGAACCGCACGUAGGGGGCUGCCCCCCGCCGCGCUGGCCCCCCGGACAGGCGCGAGCUGAGCCCCUGCCUUCCUUCCCAGCUGGUGCCAGCCUGGCUGCCAACGGAGAACCGUGGAGCCCUCUGGUCCGGCUCUGGGGGGUGGGGGUGCCUGGGCGGGGGUCCCUGGCUGGGAAGCUGCCUGCCAAGCCUUGGCACAAGGUGUGCUCCCAGUUUUUAAACUUAUUGCUUAAAAUAACUUCUGUGAUGGUGGUUUGUAAGUUCAUAUUUUUAGCAUCUGACAGAUGUUUACAGAAAGUGACUGUACCUCUGGGAAACCGAAGAAUGAGCAGCCCUCACCCAUGAGUGUUCCUUGCAGCUCUUGACCUGCAGCUUGACCUGCCCCUAGGAGUUGGCCUUGGAGAGCCCGUCUGUCACGGGAGGCAUGUUCCAGUCCCAAGCGCUGAUGUCAAUGUGUUCAUUUGAAAUGUAGAGUAACGCACAGGUGACUUUUCUUUAAUAAAUAAUUUCCUUUCUUCCUGUU
Messenger RNA from Choloepus didactylus (southern two-toed sloth), 1851 nucleotides. It is a transcript of the gene UBAC1, whose product is annotated as UBA domain containing 1. The record is from RefSeq and is a predicted model, not a curated record. Gene Ontology annotation, molecular function: protein binding. Bases 112 to 1344 code for a protein of 410 amino acids. Lineage: Eukaryota; Metazoa; Chordata; Mammalia; Pilosa; Megalonychidae. The transcript is spliced from 10 exons.